AUGUAUGAAAAUCAAAAUACUUUUGCCACUACUGCCAGAAGAAAGACAGGCAGCUUAUUUUUUAGUUUGGCAGCAAUAUUUAUUAAAGAUUAUAAGUACCUAUAAGUUAAGCCAUAUUUGCGGGUUUGUAGUAAUAGAAAAAGUGUAUACUGAAUAGGUCAUCGUUAUCUGAAUAAGGAUUGUUGAUUCUCGAUUUAGCGUACGAACCAUUGCUACAUCUCUACAAAUGUCAAACAAUAGAAUCUCCAUCAUUUGUCACUGUCAAAAAUAAAUCAAUAGGAAUUGUAAGCCAAGAACAUUGUUGUGUUUUAUUAAACUAAAUAAUUUGUCAACAAAUUUGCGUUCAUUGCAAAUAAAGGAGAAAAAAGAAGAUUAAUGAAAUAUAAAAACAAAAUGGCACACAGAUGGAGGGAGGAGGAAACAGUCGCUUUUGUAAAUAUGUACAAGCAAUCCAGAUGCUUAUGGGAUAUCAACGAUAAACAUUAUAAAAACCGUCACGCGAGGCUGUCGGCACUUAAACUAAUGAUACAGGAGCUUGAAAUCCCUGGAUUAACAGUGUAUGAUGUUAAAACAAAGAUAAAAAACUUGCGGUCGACAUACCAUCAAGUUGUGAAGAAGGUACAAAAUUGUCAGAAAGAUGGUCAUGUUUAUAUCCCUCGUUUGGUUUGGUUCGAUACUUUUAGCGAAAUCGUAAACAGUGAAAAGACGAAGAACGUAAAAGAGGAGUCUUCAAAUGUGAGUUCGGAUAACGUCAAUGAAUCAUCUACCGAUGAGUACUUUGACAGUCCACACACACAAAGUCCAGAACCAGACAAUGACAAUUACGAAAGCAAAGCAGAAAUCCACUUUGAAGAAGUCAGCAGCUACAGUCCACCUAAGAAAAAGCAAGCUACCGUGUCUAAGGACAAAAUAAACACGUUAUUAGAAAAGAUCAAGAGAUUAGAACAAGGCAUGUCUUCUCAGACCACUGGCAUAAACGAUUUGGAUGAAUUCCAGCUGUUUGCAAUGAGCAUAGCGGAGCAAUUGAAGCAGCUACCGUUAGUAUCGGCAUUACGUUUACAAGUGGAAAUACAGAAUCUUGUAUCGAAUGAGAGGAUCAAUGCUACAAGUCAAAGUUGCUCUAAAGAUUGAGAGUUUUGGUGUAAUUUUACUGACCAGUUGAAAGACAAGAUCUGAUAAUGUGGUGUAGCAUUUUAAAUGCCAAGUAACAGUGGUAGAAUAACUUUUUUGCCUCCCAAGUUAUUCACGUUCUCCCAGGGAUCAGAAAAUAACUAUUGUUUUCUGUUGACACCAAUCACGGGAUUAAUGACAGGACAGCAUCUAUCAGAACAGUGUCAACUCUGCCUAUUAAUUGUAUAAAUUAAUUAUUAAACUAAUUAUUUUUUAAAUAUUACAUACUCAUAGAUAUUAUUGCAUAAGACAUUCCUACUGGCUACUGUUAAAUCAUAGUAUUUAUAAUAUUAUAGCUUUUAUUAAAGAGCAAUCAAGAAACAACAAUCUUUGGUGCUUUUUUUUCAUUUAUUAUUAUUACUUCAUUUGUAAUCAAAUUAACCAAUUUCUAUUUACUGACAUGGUUAAACGGGGUUAUAAAUUAAAUUCAUUUUCCAAGUUGGUUGACAAAUGCACCCCAAUUUUAAAGAUAGAUAGAUAAGAAGCUGGUCAAAAUAUUUUUUUAUUUUUCAAAUUUAUGUCUUUUACAAAAAGAUUGGCCAACUUUUUUUACUAUUGGCAUGUUAUGGGUUGGGAAUUUUUGUAUGCAAUAUUUAUAACUGCUGUUUAAUAUAGGAACAAUACCUAUGUAUAAAUUUGUCAUUACUUUGGGGCAUUUCUAAAGAUUUCCUUCUGUAAUGGCAUACUAACUUAAUUGUAUAAAGAUCAGGAUUUAUAUCUAAGGUCUUUGGCCAAUAAAAACAGUAUUACAGGUUAAUAUUGGCAUUACUAAACUUGCUUGCAUUUAGCCAUUAUUAUAAAAAGGAGAAAAUGUUCCAAUAACUUUUAUUUUAACUUUGGACCAUUCACGGCUUAACAUACUUUAAGGACAGAUGUUUUACGUUACUAAGUUAUAAUUUUUAAUUAUAUGUAGAUGGAUAUAUUUUAAGUUUAUUGAUAUUCAGAAAUCUGUAGAUAAGCUACUGCAUAUUGCAAAUAAA
Molecule: messenger RNA, 2150 nt
Organism: Amyelois transitella
Lineage: Eukaryota; Metazoa; Arthropoda; Insecta; Lepidoptera; Pyralidae
Exons: 2
Coding region: 376-1131 (251 amino acids)
Molecular function (GO): DNA binding
Source: RefSeq, a predicted model, not a curated record